AUGUUGCUGGUGGUCCACCCCCCGCCCAGCCAAGGACUGAAGUACAGAAUUCGUGCAGUUGGUUUGAAAAGUAUAGAAACUGUCUUGGAAUCUGGGUUCUUCUCUAGAAUUAGUAGUUGGAGAAAUUCAACAGUUGGUGGACACCCAUGGCAGGUCUCCCUGAAAUUAGGUGGACACCACUUCUGUGGAGGAAGUUUGAUUCAAAAUGAUCUGGUUGUUACAGCAGUACAUUGCCUGAUUAGCCUCAAUGAGAAGCAAAUUAAGAGUCUGACAGUGACUGCUGGGGAGUACAACCUCUUUCAGAAGGAUAAGGAGGAACAGAAUAGUCCUGUCUCAAAAAUUAUUAUCCAUCCUGAAUACAACAGACUUGGAUAUAUGAGUUUUAAUAUUGCACUGCUAUAUCUAAAACUCAAAGUCAAGUUUGGAACUACUGUUCAGCCAAUCUGUAUUCCCCAUAGAGGUGAUAAAUUUGAAGAAGGGAUUCUUUGCAUGGCCAGUGGAUGGGGCAAGAUUUCAGAGACAUCAGAAUAUUCAAAUAUCCUACAAGAAGCCGUAGUUCCCAUUAUGGAUGACAGAACAUGUGGUGCCAUGCUCAGGGGCAUGAACCUUCCUCCCCUGGGAAGGGACAUGUUGUGUGCCAGUUUUCCUCAUGGGGAAAAGGAUGCCUGCCAGAGGGACACUGGAGGCCCACUUGUUUGUAGAAGAGAUGAUGGAGCCUGGGUUCUUGCUGGGAUAAUUUCCUGGGCAGCUGGUUGUACUAGAGUUUGGAAUCCUUUCAGAAAUAAGCAGAGAAAGGCAACACCUGGCAUUUUCUCCAAGGUAUUUGUGUUGAUGGAUUUUAUCACACAGACCAUGACAGACUCUUUAAACAAAAUUGGAUCAACAUCAUUUCCCAAAACCAAUCCUAUAUCUUCUGCAAAAGUUAUUCCACAUGGUGUCUGUGGCAUCCCUCCGUUUAGUCCCCAGUGGCUUUCUAGAAGAAUUGCAGGAGGAGUAGAAGCCUGCCCCCACUGUUGGCCAUGGCAGGUGGGUUUGAGGUUUCUCGGCAAUCACCAUUGUGGAGGUGCCAUCAUCAACUCGAUUUGGAUUCUGACUGCAGCGCAUUGUGUGCAAUCGAAAAAUAAUCCACUCUUCUGGACCAUUGUUGCUGGAGACCAUGAUAGAACCUUGAAGGAAUCAACUGAGCAGGUGAGAAGGGCAAAACACAUCGUGAUGCAUGAGGACUUCGACACACUGAGCUAUGACUCUGACAUCGCCCUGAUACAACUGAGCUCUGCCCUAGAAUUCAGCUCAGUGGUGAGGCCAGUAUGUCUUCCACACAGCUUGGAGCCUCUGUUUUCUUCUGAUAUUUGUGUUGUGACUGGCUGGGGAAGUGUUAGUAAAGAUGGUGGUCUAGCAAGUCGCUUACAGCAGAUUCAAGUGCCUGUGUUAGAAAGAGAGGUCUGCGAACGCACUUACUAUUCAGCCCAUCCAGGAGGAAUCUCAGAGAAGAUGAUCUGUGCUGGCUUUGCAGCAUCUGGAGGGAAAGAUGUGGGCCAGGGAGAUUCUGGUGGACCAUUAGUGUGUAAACAUGAAAAAGGUCCCUUUGUCCUCUAUGGCAUUGUCAGCUGGGGAGCUGGCUGUGCCCAACCAAGGAAGCCUGGUGUAUUUGCCAGAGUGAGUGUCUUCCUGGACUGGAUUCAAUCCAAAAUCAAAGGUCCUGUUUUACUCCAGAUAAAAAAUGAAAGCAAAAUCUUAACAAGACAACAAUUGCCACCACCCACACCCUCAAGAGACAGUGCAUCUGGGCCAGGCUGUUACCCUGAAGUGGAGUUAGAAGAGCCCAGAGGCUUUUUUUCAUCUCCAAGAUAUCCACUGGAUUAUAGAGGAAAACUGGAAUGUUCUUGGGUGCUCCGAGUUUCACCAAGGAGUAUGGCAAAAUUUACAGUUGAGUAUCUGUUACUCCCUGGGUCUCGUAUGUGUCAAGACUCAGCUCUGAUUAUUUAUGAAGAAAACCACAGUGAGAGAAGGAUGUCAGGUAAAUUAUGUGGAAGAAGGCUUUAUCCGAUGGUUUUCAUGAGCUCUGGACCACUGGUGAGGGUGACAUUUCAUUCCAGUGUGCAAGGUGCUUUUGGCAUAAAUUAUAUUGUCUUUAGAGUCCAAGGUCCAAAAGGCAGUAAAAGCACCCAGUCUCUUCAGAGUUCAAACCAAGAGCAUGUGGCCACUUGUGAGGAUGUUAUUCUGACCAAACCAGCAGGGAUCAUACAAUUCCCGAGAUAUUUUCACAGAACCAUUAAGAGCUGCCACUGGAGAUUACUAGCCCCUAUAAAUCAUAUCAUUCGCCUUGAUAUUAUCAACUUCCAGAAGCAACCAAUGCCCUUGGCCUGUCAGGGUCACCUGUGGGUUUAUGAAGGAUUUGGAUCAGGCAAAAAAUUAAUAGGAAAUCUAUGUGAAGGAGAUUCACCUUCAUUAAAGUCUCAUGGUCCUCUUAUGAUGUUGAUUUUCACAUACCAUACAAGUUUGGCCAUGGAAGAAUUUUCUUUGAGAUAUUCUUAUCAUAUGUCUGGUUCCAUGAGAGGAAACAUUAAAGUUAAUGGUAAGGAGGAUAAAGGAGCUCAUUUAUGUGGCUCCAAGAAAGAAUUUGUCUGGAUAUCCAGUGGUGCUUACCUAACUGUGAAUUUGAAAACUGAUGAGUCUGUGGGAGAAAGAGGUUUUAAACUGAUUUUGGAAGAUAUGACUGAGAAGCCAUCACAGAAAAGCAAUAUUGGGACCCAACUGCCUAUUAAUGGGCUUACAGUAGAAAACAAUACCAGAAGACAGCCAGCUCAAGACACAUGUGGCGUUCCAUUUGUUGACCCAUUUCUCACUGAAGGGUUUGAGAGGAAUACAGAUACCUUGUCUGCAGAGGUUGGGGAGCCCAGGGUGGUUGGUGGCCGUGCAGCCACUGUGAUGUCGUGGCCCUGGCUGGUCAGUCUGCAGCACCAAGGACGUCACUACUGUGGAGGUGUUCUGAUUGGGAGACAGUGGGUCCUGACAGCGGCACACUGUAACUUCAGUACUGUCACAGACUACCUGGUAAUAGGGAGAAGUUACCUGGGGAAUAUAAGAAAUAGUGAUUUGAUUCCUGUGAAAGCUGUGUACAUUCACCCCAGCUUCACACAAUUUCCUCCCAACGAUGAUCUGUCUUUGCUGCAUCUGGAAAAACCUGUUGAACUAGAAGAUGAAUUUCCUAAAACUGUGCAGCAGGCAAAGGUACCUCUGAUCAGUAGUAUAUCUUGUCGAAGCUACUGGGGACUGGAAAUUAAAAACACUAAUAUAUGUGGAGGGGCUUCCGGAUCAUCCUCCUGUAUGGGAGAUUCUGGAGGACCACUGCAGUGUGGUGAGGGUGGACAGUACAAGCUCAUCGGUAUUGUGAGCUGGGGCAGCAGUAACUGCCAUCCUGCCGCACCAACAGUCUUCACCAGAAUUUCUGCCUACACAGACUGGAUCACAUCCAUCACUGGAGGAGAAGCAGGAUCAUCGGAAGGGCGACCUGAUGGGACUGUGAUCACAAAGCACUUCGUCAGCAAAGGGAAUAUCGCGAGAGCUCUACACCAACUCCGUGUUGACGUUUUCAACGGUGGUAGUGGCUUCUAUUCUCGCGAUAUUUCCGGGUAA
Budorcas taxicolor (takin) is the source of this 3636-nucleotide messenger RNA. It is a transcript of the gene OVCH1, whose product is annotated as ovochymase 1. Lineage: Eukaryota; Metazoa; Chordata; Mammalia; Artiodactyla; Bovidae. The record is from RefSeq and is a predicted model, not a curated record. The coding region runs from base 1 to 3636 and encodes 1211 amino acids. The transcript has 26 exons. Gene Ontology annotation, biological process: proteolysis. Gene Ontology annotation, molecular function: serine-type endopeptidase activity.